Molecule: messenger RNA, 1128 nt
Organism: Trypanosoma theileri
Lineage: Eukaryota; Euglenozoa; Kinetoplastea; Trypanosomatida; Trypanosomatidae
Product: putative UDP-Gal or UDP-GlcNAc-dependent glycosyltransferase
Exons: 1
Coding region: 1-1128 (375 amino acids)
Cellular component (GO): membrane
Molecular function (GO): hexosyltransferase activity
Source: RefSeq, a predicted model, not a curated record
AUGGCGUAUGUAAAAGGUUUUUCCUUGUAUAAUCUCAUACUAUUUGCUAUUUUUAUUCUUAGUUUUAUUGUGCUAAAUGAAUUCCUCCUAUCAAGCAGUAUGAUUGUAGGAGAAUCCACCAUGGAAGGAAAAAAAAGAUCAACAUCUACAAAAAUCCCAAAUCUUCACGAAGUACUUCAGUUCAUUCCACAUGAUGUAGUUCAUACAUGGAGUGUGCGGGAUUAUCUCAUUGUACUUGGAAUUCCCUCUAUGGAUAUAGAUAUACGGCGACGACGACGUCAACUGCAGCGAUCCACCUGUUGGAAGUACCCGAAUGUUGCGACUAAAGCCAAUAACUUCGCAGGAUCAUUAUUAGUUCUCUACGCUCUUGGACGACAUCCAUCUAAUGCGUUUCUCUUUUCAUCUGCAUUAAAAGAAGAGGCAAAAGAGUGGUAUGAUGUAUUAACACUUUCUGUAAAUGAUGCCUUACCAACAACCUCUAAAACUAUUGGAGUGGCGGGUCAUUGGGGUUUAGAAGCUGAAGUGGGAAUGAGUCGAAAGACAUUCGUCUGGUUUGAGCUCUCACUUUAUAUUUUUCCACAUGUAUAUUAUAUUGCAAAAGGGGAUGAUGAUAUGUUUAUGCGUGUACCGCAGUUCCUUGCAGAUCUCUAUACAUUACCACGUCGUGGACUUUACUGGGGAUCCUUUGUUCGUUGGGAAUCACCACGUAAAAAAGUAAAAGAUAAGAUUUACUACGCAGCUGGAAGUUGUAUGAUAUUAGCCAGAGAUGUAGUAGAGGAGUUUGUUUCCUACAAACCACUACAAGAAAUAGUACAUUUACCAUAUCAACCGGAACAUGUAAAAAAGUUUCUUUCAUUAAAUAUGAAUCAUGAAGAUAUGAUGGUGGGACGAGUACUGCGUGAUGCGCGAUAUAAUUCUUUAGUAGUGGCGAGAGAUAAACAGUGUCGAUUUCACAAUCUUCAUAGUGGAAUCCCUGUGCGGGCGGUAACAAAAAAUUCCCUUAUUGUUCAUCAUUUGUUGGAGAGUGAUUACGGUAUGUUGAUGAAACGCUUUGGAAAUGAUACGAAUCCUUCUCCCUAUCGAUAUAAGCGAAUAGGGCAUGGACUGAUUAUGUUUGCUUGUAAAUGA